This is a messenger RNA of Bombina bombina (fire-bellied toad), 2213 nucleotides long. RefSeq names its product neuroligin 4 X-linked (gene NLGN4X). The record is from RefSeq and is a predicted model, not a curated record. Gene Ontology annotation, biological process: postsynaptic membrane assembly; synaptic vesicle endocytosis; presynaptic membrane assembly. Gene Ontology annotation, molecular function: signaling receptor activity; neurexin family protein binding. The transcript has 4 exons. NCBI's taxonomy places the organism in Eukaryota, Metazoa, Chordata, Amphibia, Anura, Bombinatoridae. Bases 25 to 1962 code for a protein of 645 amino acids. Gene Ontology annotation, cellular component: synapse; postsynaptic specialization membrane; cell surface.
GAUCCAAACAAUAAGAAACCUGUUAUGGUGUAUAUCCAUGGAGGGUCUUAUAUGGAAGGUACUGGAAAUAUGAUUGAUGGAAGCAUACUUGCAAGUCAUGGAAAUGUCAUAGUGAUAACACUUAACUACAGGCUAGGUGUUUUAGGUUUUUUAAGUACAGGAGACCAAGCAGCGAAGGGUAACUAUGGACUUCUUGACCAAAUACAAGCACUGCGAUGGAUUGAAGAAAAUAUUGGAGCUUUUGGUGGAGAUCCAAAAAGAGUGACAAUUUUUGGAUCUGGGGCAGGAGCAUCCUGUGUAAGCCUGCUUACAUUAUCUCACUACUCAGAAGGUUUAUUCCAAAAAGCUAUCAUACAAAGUGGAACAGCCUUGUCCAGCUGGGCAGUGAACUACCAGCCUGCCAAGUAUACUAGAAUAUUGGCAGAUAAUGUGGGCUGCAACAUGCUGGAUACUAUUGACUUGGUUGAAUGCCUUCGGGAUAAGAACUACAAAGAACUCAUUCAACAGUCCAUCACGCCAGCUACAUACCACAUUGCUUUUGGACCAGUUAUUGAUGGUGAUGUAAUUCCAGAUGACCCUCAGAUUCUCAUGGAACAAGGGGAGUUCCUUAACUAUGAUAUCAUGCUUGGAGUGAAUCAAGGGGAAGGCUUAAAAUUUGUUGAUGGGAUGGUAGAUAAUGAAGAUGGUGUCUCUCCAAGUGAUUUUGACUUUUCUGUCUCUAAUUUUGUAGAUAAUUUGUAUGGUUAUCCAGAGGGAAAAGAUACUCUUAGAGAAACUAUUAAAUUUAUGUACACUGAUUGGGCUGAUAAAGAAAACCCUGAAACACGAAGGAAGACAUUGGUAGCACUUUUUACAGAUCACCAGUGGGUAGCCCCUGCUGUUGCAACAGCUGAUUUACAUGCACAGUAUGGCUCACCAACAUAUUUCUAUGCAUUUUAUCAUCAUUGCCAGAGUGAAAUGAAACCAACAUGGGCUGAUUCUGCCCAUGGUGAUGAAGUUCCCUAUGUUUUUGGCAUUCCUAUGAUUGGACCCACAGAACUCUUCAACUGCAACUUUUCAAAGAAUGAUGUCAUGCUCAGUGCUGUUGUAAUGACGUACUGGACUAACUUUGCAAAAACUGGAGAUCCAAACAAGCCAGUUCCACAAGACACCAAGUUUAUACACACAAAACCCAACCGAUUUGAAGAAGUAGCCUGGUCUAAAUAUAAUCCAAAGGACCAAUUAUAUUUACAUAUUGGCCUAAAACCUAGAGUAAGAGAUCAUUAUAGAGCAACAAAAGUGGCUUUCUGGUUAGAAUUAGUGCCACAUUUGCAUAACCUAAAUGACAUAUUUCAGUAUGUAUCAACAACUACAAAGGUACCUCCUCCUGAUAUGACAUCAUUCCCCUACGUAACAAGACGGUCUCCUGUAAAGUCAAGGGCUACAACAAAACGUCCAGCUAUGACACCAGCAAAUAAUCCCAAGGAUACCCAGAAAAAUGUUUUAGGUGAAACAGCCAUCAUUACAGAAGACAAACGUGAUUACUCCACAGAACUUAGUGUCACAAUUGCUGUAGGAGCAUCUUUGUUGUUUCUCAAUAUUUUGGCCUUUGCUGCUUUAUAUUACAAAAAAGACAAGAGACGCCAUGAAACACACAGACGUCCAAGUCCUCAGAGGAAUACAACAAAUGAUAUAGCUCAUAUACAAAAUGAAGAAAUAAUGUCUUUACAAAUGAAACAGCUGGAGCAUGACCAUGAGUGUGAGGCACUUCAAGCUCAUGAUACACUACGACUUACCUGCCCUCCGGACUACACCCUUACACUCAGGAGGUCUCCUGAUGACAUACCUCUUAUGACUCCAAAUACUAUAACAAUGAUUCCAAACACAUUAACAGGAAUGCAACCACUGCAUACCUUUAACACUUUUAGUGGAGGCCAAAAUAGUACUAAUUUACCCCAUGGGCAUUCCACCACUCGGGUAUAGCUUUGCCAAUUUUUUUCAAUUACUUGGAGAAAACAAAAACAAACAGAAAAAGAAAAAGAAACACAAAUUCUACAUCCAAAACCUUGCCCAGAAGUAGGAUGGAUGGAAUUAUUUUCUUACAAAUUCCGUCCAGAGGAACUGUCUUAUAUAAAGUUUAACUCAAGACAUGCAAAUGUGUAAAUUGCAUUUAUGAUAUUGCUAAAUGAAUACUUGCUAGAUGAUUUAUGACAAGUUAAACAUUCAGAACUGUC